ACAAAUGGCUAUAUAUUCAUUCACGCUGAAGGUGGUCUAAAUCAGCAAAGAAUUGUGAUCCUUCAAUUGCUGAUGGGAAGAAAAGGAGGAAGUUGGUUUUCCUCUGUCAAGAAAGUUUUCAAGUCUUCUUCAUCUUCUAGAGACACGACAGUGCCUGUCUCCACUGUGGUGCAGCCAGACAAAAAGAAGGAAAAUCGAGAGAAAUUGGGGAAUGAAGUGGCAGAGGAGGUGUCAUUUGAGCAUUUUCCUGCUGAGAGUUCGCCCGAUGAUGUAACCAAUGAGGAGAGUACAACACCAACUCCUACACGAGACGAUAGAACUCACGCAAUUGCUGUUGCAGAAGCCACUGCAGCAGCUUCUGCUGCUGCUGUUGCAGCUGCUCAAGCAGCUGGUAGAGUUGUACGAUUGGCCGGUUAUGGACGCUAUAACAAGGAAGAGAGAGCAACAACAUUCAUUUAA
Vicia faba (fava bean) is the source of this 459-nucleotide messenger RNA. NCBI's taxonomy places the organism in Eukaryota, Viridiplantae, Streptophyta, Magnoliopsida, Fabales, Fabaceae. The record is from the annotation of a GenBank genome assembly.